This is a messenger RNA of Zea mays, 3008 nucleotides long. RefSeq lists its product as uncharacterized. Gene Ontology annotation, biological process: aerobic electron transport chain; phylloquinone biosynthetic process. Gene Ontology annotation, molecular function: NAD(P)H dehydrogenase (quinone) activity; hydrolase activity. The record is from RefSeq and is a predicted model, not a curated record. The coding region runs from base 105 to 2723 and encodes 872 amino acids. NCBI's taxonomy places the organism in Eukaryota, Viridiplantae, Streptophyta, Magnoliopsida, Poales, Poaceae. The transcript has 12 exons. Gene Ontology annotation, cellular component: chloroplast.
UGGCUGUCUUCCCCCUGCUGCGGCUCCUCAGUCCUCUCGCUUCUGUUCCCCUAUCGUCGGCCUCCACAAGCGCCACGUCUCGCGCCCUCGUCCGCUCCCCGCCGAUGAGCUGCCGCGCGGCGCCGUGGAGUCGCCCGUCGCACAUUGCUGGUCCGCGUGUGCCCACCCCGGCGCGGCCGCGCUUCGCACUUGGAAGUAGGAAUCUGUGGAAGAACUCAUGGACAAUUGGUGCUGGUGUUUCAAAUAUGUUUGCGCUGCCAUCAACACUGUUUAGGUGCAUGGCUUCAAGUGGCUCUGGUGAUGGUGAUUUUGCUCGGUCUACAUUGACUGACGAAGCAGCACCAUUUCCAUUAUACUCUUGGCCAGAUAAGCAGAGACCACGAGUGUGCAUUUUAGGUGGUGGGUUUGGUGGCCUGUACACCGCUUUAAGACUUGAAUCUCUUGUGUGGCCCAAUGAUAAGAGGCCUCAGGUUCUUCUGGUUGAUCAAUCUGAUAAAUUUGUAUUUAAACCCAUGUUGUACGAGCUAUUGUCAGGAGAAGUGGAUAUCUGGGAGAUAGCUCCAUCUUUUACAGAGUUGCUGAAAAACACUAGUGUUCAAUUUGUGAGAGACAGUGUAAAGCUUCUGCGCCCUUCUGAUCACUUAAGAAGAAAACCUGGAGAACCAUGCACUGGUGGAGUUGUUCAUCUGGAAAGUGGCACUGUCAUUGAAUAUGAUUGGCUCGUUCUAGCUUUAGGGGCUGAAGCUAAAAUUGAUGUUGUUCCCGGUUCUGCUGAAUAUGCGCUUCCUUUCACGACAUUAGAGGAUGCCUUGAGGGUUGAAAGCAAGUUGAAAAUGCUAGAGAGGAAAAGGUUUGGUAAGAGUUCCCCUACUAUUGAGGUGGCAAUUGUGGGAUUGGGCUAUUCCGGUGUUGAAUUAGCUGCGACUAUAUCUGAGAGAUUAAAAAACACUGGGACUGUAAAGGCAAUAAAUGUUCAAACAACCGUAUGUCCCACUGCUCCACAAGGAAAUCGUGACGCUGCUCUGAAGGUUCUUGAGUCUCGGAAUAUUCAGCUUUUCUUGGGAUAUUUUGUGAGCUGCAUCAAAGAGGCUCCUACAUCUGAUGAGUCAAGUAGCACAGUUACAUACUCUGAAGUUGACGGUGAUCAUAGGAAACUAAUUUUGGACCUUCAACCUGCUGAAAGAGGCCUCAAAGGGCAGACCCUCGAUGCCGAUUUGGUGCUGUGGACAGUGGGUUCAACAUCUCAGAUUCCACGGUUACAGCCUCCUGAUGCUCCCUAUGUUAUUCCUCUGAAUGGUCGAGGACAGGUGGAGACAGAGGAAACCCUUCAAGUAAAAGGCCAUCCCCGGACAUUUGCGAUUGGCGAUUCAGCAGCUCUAAGGGAUCCAUCAGGCAAACUCCUCCCGGCCACUGCACAGGUUGCCUUCCAACAAGCAGAUUUUGCUGGAUGGAAUCUCUGGGCGGCAAUAAAUGACCGGCCUCUCCUGCCGUUCAGGUUCCAGAACCUCGGCGAGAUGAUGACGCUCGGUAGAAAUGAUGCCGCGGUAACAGCAAGUUUCAUUGAAGGGCUGACCUUGGAAGGACCUCUCGGACAUGCCGCUCGGAAGCUCGUGUACUGCCUCAGAAUGCCCACGGAUGAGCACCGGGUGAAGGUUGGGAUCAGCUGGUUCACAAAGGCUGCGAUCGAUUCGCUUGCCUCCGUGCAAAACGCGGCUGCAGCAGCGAUUUUCAUAUAUCUUCAUGAAGCCCCUCCGGCUGAAAUUCGAUCGCCUCGCUGUGUUGCACUGCUAGGUAGCCAGCUCGUUUCCUCCCCCAACCCAAAUGGGCGACUCCACCGCCACCAACCCCUCCUCGCCGACCGCAGCCAUGGAUCCCGACUCCGAGGUCGUCUUCGACUUCCCGCCCUACCUCUGCCAGUACAAGAGCGGCCGCAUCCACCGCCCCGGCGGCGCCCCCACCGUCCCAGCUGGCACGGACCCAGCCACCGGCGUCGUGUCCAAGGACAUCCGCGCCGGCCCCGCCUCCGCGCGAGUCUACCUCCCUCCCGGCGCAGCCGGCAAGAUCCCGGUGGUCGUCUACUUCCACGGCGGCGGGUUCGUGGUCGGCUCGCCGGCGCGGCCGGGCACGCACAACUACCUCAACGACCUGGUCGCCCGCUCGGGCGCCAUCGGCGUGUCCGUCUACUACCGCCUCGCGCCGGAGCACAAGCUGCCCGCGGCGUACGACGACGCGUGGGCGGCGCUACGGUGGGCGGCGACGCUCGGCGGCGGCGAGGACCCGUGGCUGCUGGAGCACGCCGACCUGUCCCGCGUGUUCCUGGCGGGCUGCAGCGCCGGCGCCAACAUCGCGCACAACACGGCCGUGCGGGCCUCCGCCGCCGGCGCGCUCCCCGACGGCGUGACCAUCCGCGGGCUCGCCGUGGUGCACCCCUACUUCACGGGCAGCGAGGCCGUGGGCGGCGAGAUAGCCUUCGGCCCCGAGAUCCGGCCGUUCAUGGACCGCACCUGGCGGUUCGUGGUCUCCGACACGGUGGGGCUGGACGACCCGCGCGUGAACCCGUUCGUGGACGACGCGGCGCGCAGGGCCUCCGCGGGGAUCCCGUGCCAGCGCGUGCUGGUGUGCGUGGCCGAGAACGACUUCCUGCUCAAGGAGCGCGCGCUGUGGUACCACCGGGAGAUCAAGGCCAGCGGGUACGCUGGCGAGGUCGAGCUGUUCGAGUCUAAGGGCGUCGGCCACGCGUUCCAUUUCGACAUGCUGGACUCGGAGCAGGGCGUCCAGCUCCAGGAGCGGAUCGUGGCUUUCAUCAACAAAUGAGCACCACCGAGAUGAUGAAUAAGAGUUUUUUAUGCUAUUUUAAAUAUAUCAUUUGGAUACUUCAAUUGUAAUAGUACACCGAAAGUUGUUCGAUUCCCGAUCCCGAAAUAAUAUAUUCGUUCUGUACUUCUGUCGGAUGCUCGAACUGUAAAUGUAGGGCGUUUGAUUCGGAGCAUUCGGUCUUUUGGUUUAAA